AGCAACAUGACUAAUCAAGGUCAUCAGAAGACUGAACUAGAUCCCUUUGAGUUAUCAUUUCUGGAACAGCAUGAGGAAGCUGCUCUUGAAUUCGGAUACAGCAACACCAUGAAUGGAGCAUUGAAUUCAGCCCUAAGUGAAAGCAAUAACAGUCCACAAAUGUUGACUACCCCAGCUGAGCAUAAUGACUCACGAGACGUUUUAUUACACUGGACUCAGCAGCCAACAAACACUCACAUGGCUAGUUACAAUCAAGUCACCAGUGUUGCUUCAAGAGAAAAUCAUCAACCAACAGCAUCAUGGCUUCAUCCAAACUUAGAAUGGAGCCCACCUGCGCACUCUCUCCCUUUAAGGGCACAAUCCAAUUAUCAAGGCUUUUUGUUGAGAUCUAGCUCCAGACCUGGAACAAUUCAAAUUGGGACUGGUCCAAAUGCUCGAGAGAUUGUGAUCCCUCUAAUCACAUCUUCUCGAGUUGAUAAGAAGGAAAGGGCCAGUCAAGAAGGACAAAGAAUUUCUCCAAAUAAUCAGCACAUGAAUCUUUCGAGAAAGCGUGGAAGGGAACUCGUUAGAGGGUGUAAUCAAUCCUGUUUGCUGGCUAAUAUCAUUGACGAGCGACUUAACAGUAUGGUGGUCUGA
Molecule: messenger RNA, 636 nt
Organism: Oldenlandia corymbosa var. corymbosa
Lineage: Eukaryota; Viridiplantae; Streptophyta; Magnoliopsida; Gentianales; Rubiaceae
Source: the annotation of a GenBank genome assembly